CUGAUUUUGGUGAGUUUCGCCUUCGCUCUGUCUCUCUCGGCUGUUUUUUUUUAGUAACAGCGGGUUUGGUGCUUAUAAAUGACUUAUACAAACUUUUUUCAACUGUUAACUAAACGCCGAGUUGCAUUAGAGAGGUGAUGCGCUCCAACUGCAUGUAGGUAUGCGGAGCGGCGUGGGCUACAGCGAGUUGGAGGGAAGUCUUCCAGCCAUUGCUUCUUUGAACGCCUCGUAUUCCCAGGCGUCCCUCUCCCUUCCCUCGCCUUACUACUCCCCACUGCCCCCGGGAGAGAGGAAAGCCUUCUCAGAUGUCCGCCGAACCUUUUGCCUCUUUGUUACGUUUGACCUCCUCUUCAUCACUCUGCUCUGGAUCAUUGAAUUAAAUAUCAGUAAGAGUAUAUGGACCAGUCUUGAGAAUGAGGUCGUCCUCUACAACUUCAAGUCAUCUUUCUUUGAUAUAUUUCUUUUAGCUGUGUUUAGAUUUCUGUGUUUGCAGCUUGGAUAUGCUGCAUUUCAAUUGAGACACUGGUGGGUCAUUGCGAUCACUACUCUGGUGACCAGCGCCUUCCUCAUUGCCAAAGUCAUCAUAUCAGAUUUGUUUAGUCAGAAUGCUUUUGGCUAUGUUCUUCCCAUCACCUCGUUUGUGUUGGCAUGGUUGGAAACCUGGUUCCUGGAUUUCAAAGUGCUCACACAGGAAGCAGAGGACGAGAGAGUGUAUCUGGCAGCAGUAAAUGCGGCGUGUGAGCCGGCCCCUCUGAUCACUCCUAGAGCCGUGUCUGACGGACAGUUUUACUCCCCGCCGGAGUCCCUGGCAGGUUCUGAGGAUGAUCUUGAUGAAGAGGGUCUCGGCAGGAGAGCAGUAACUGAACAAGACAAAGAGUUUGUACGACAGGGACGGGAGGCCAUGGCAGUGGUGGAACAGAUACUGACACAAGAGGAAAACUGGAAGUUUGAGAAGACUAAUGAGCAGGGAGAUGCAGUAUAUACACUUGAAAUCCCAUUCCAUGGGAAGACGUUUAUUUUAAAGGCACUCUUGCAGUGUUCUGCAGAGCUGGUGUAUCAGGAGGUCAUUUUGCAGCCAGAGAAGAUGGUGCAGUGGAACAGAACCGUGUCUGUUUGUCAGAUUUUACAGCGAGUGGAUGACAACACAAUGGUGUCAUAUGAUGUAUCUGCAGGAGCUGCUGGAGGUGUCGUGUCUCCCAGGGACUUUGUAAAUGUUCGUCGGGUGGAGCGCAGGCGAGACUGCUACAUUUCUGCAGGAAUGGCGACCAAUUACAUCAGCAAACCUCAGAGUCGCUACGUCAGAGGGGAAAAUGGUCCUGGUGGAUUUGUUGUGUUGAAAUCCAACAGUAAUCCUUCAGUUUGCACCUUCAUCUGGGUUCUCAAUACAGACCUUAAGGGUCGCCUCCCACGUUACCUCAUCCACCAGUCACUGGCCGCCACCAUGUUUGAGUUCAUGUCUCAUCUCAGGCAGCGUAUAAAUGAUGUCCACGUCUCCUACCGGUGAUCUCCGGCUUCGACUCUUUAUCCAGCCACGGUUUACGUUGUGGUAACUUCAAAUUACACUGCGCCAUAUUCAUUCUCCUGUAAACUACAGUUGUCGUGAGGAGAUACAGCAUCACAUUUGACUGGUGGAAGGUUGUUACGGGCUGUCUGAGUGUUUGGCUGCACUUUAUACUGAAGUUAAAGCUGAUAUAGAUGUACUACUACAGCACAUGGACAUGAGGCCGAACUCAUGCUGUCAAAUCACACAAGAGCUAGAAACAUGCACAGGAAAUUGUGUGGUGUGUAAGGGGAAAUGGAUGUGUUGUUCAGCUGUGCCUAAAACCACUGUUGUCCCCCUAGUGAACAUGACUGAAGACUAGGAUGGUUUCUAUACAAUAUUCUGAGCCAAAUCCGCUGCGGUUUCUCAUUCUGCUUUUACUUGUGCCUUAAUCGUUCAUCCACACACAUUCAUACUAAUAUUAAUUAUUGUUUGAGGUCUUAUGCUUUUCAAUUGGCUCUUGUGGCCAAACAUUGCUGCGUUAGAUUAUUAAUAGUAAAUGUAUUCAUCUGUGGUGUAGAUCAGUGGUCUGCUAUGUAUAUGAUAAUUUUGUCUAAUAAUGCAUACGGUUAAGAGUUUGAUUAUUCAGUUAUGUCUUAAAUCAACAUUAACCGGUUAACUAGUAUCAAAACACUUGUAGCAUGCAUAAAAAAUUCUGCUGCUACAACAAUAACAAAA
Messenger RNA from Rhinichthys klamathensis goyatoka, 2218 nucleotides. It is a transcript of the gene stard3, whose product is annotated as StAR-related lipid transfer (START) domain containing 3. Bases 161 to 1504 code for a protein of 447 amino acids. Gene Ontology annotation, molecular function: cholesterol transfer activity; cholesterol binding. Gene Ontology annotation, cellular component: late endosome. The transcript has 15 exons. The record is from RefSeq and is a predicted model, not a curated record. NCBI's taxonomy places the organism in Eukaryota, Metazoa, Chordata, Actinopteri, Cypriniformes, Leuciscidae.